This is a messenger RNA of Eruca vesicaria subsp. sativa (arugula), 516 nucleotides long. The record is from the annotation of a GenBank genome assembly. Lineage: Eukaryota; Viridiplantae; Streptophyta; Magnoliopsida; Brassicales; Brassicaceae.
AUGAAUCACAACAGCUUCGCUGAAGUAGCUCAUGCCAUAUCUACCAAUAUCGCUUUCAACAUUUACUACAACCCCAAGAUCACAAUCAGCCUUAGUUAUUCAAACUUCAUAGUCCCUGCACCCAAGUUCUUGAAGAUUGUUGACUAUCCAUUUUGUAUUGGUAUGAGAUUCAAAGCGAGAGUUGAGUCUGAAGAUGCCUCUGAGAGAAGAUCCCCUGGGAUUAUAACUGGAAUCAGCGGCUUGGAUCCUAUCAGGUGGCCUGGUUCUAAAUGGAAAUGCCUUUUGGAGAUUGAACCAUCUGGUUCAGUCUCCAAUUCAGGCAGCUUCAUAACAACAGGUCCUAAAAGAAGCAGGAUUGGCUUUACUGACAUUCCUGUCUCUGAGGGGAUCCACGCCACAGACUUUGAGGAAUCACUAAGAUUCCAGAGGGUCUUGCAAGGUCAAGAAAAAUUUAUGAGAAGAGGCUCUGGGGAAGGUUCUCCUCCUCUGAACUCCACAAACACCUGCUCAAUAUAA